Anopheles stephensi (Asian malaria mosquito) is the source of this 3731-nucleotide messenger RNA. RefSeq names its product neuropeptide F receptor (gene NPFR). Lineage: Eukaryota; Metazoa; Arthropoda; Insecta; Diptera; Culicidae. Bases 1359 to 2651 code for a protein of 430 amino acids. Gene Ontology annotation, molecular function: neuropeptide Y receptor activity. Gene Ontology annotation, cellular component: membrane. The record is from RefSeq and is a predicted model, not a curated record. The transcript is spliced from 5 exons. Gene Ontology annotation, biological process: G protein-coupled receptor signaling pathway.
AUUUGACCGCGGUCGGAGUUCGAAGUGUGUUUGCGAAUUGCUGCUCGCUAGGUCGUUUGAAGCUGAGGGCGGCGUAGAGGAAAAAAACACGUACGCAGCCUAAUAGGUGUAACGGAGCACUAGGCGUCUCCAUCGAGUUUCAAAAAGCGAAAAGCGUGAUUUAUGGGUGAUGCUCAGUGAGGCGAUAGGGAGGAAAAAAUGGUGUUGUUUUUGAGUGUGACCAACCAAAAAAAAAACAACAACACCACUUGAAGGCAGCACACAAUGGCAUCCCGUAACGAGUGAUAAAUGUUGCACAAAGUGGUGGUGAAAAUAGGAAGUAAUGAAACGUGCCUCCAUCGAGCGAGUGUUUCCCUACCGUGGGAUAAAACGUGCACGAGCAAUUUUUGAGUGUGUUGUGUGGGAAAAUUGUAAGGAUAUAGGCUUCCGUGGGAAAGCGGAAAUCCAAUUUAAUGGUUUAAUAUUAAUCGAAGCAGCGAGUUUACUUGUGAGCGGAGCAACAAUAAGCGUUCAAUAAGUGCGAAGUGAAUUUUUUUUUCGCCAAGCCACUCCCGUUUGUUGCUCCCCUGUGUUUCGGAGUGGUGGUGCAAGUUAUUAAUUUUCCGUCCCCCAUCGGUGGUUUGCUAGGUAGGUCGAAUCGGGCGGCGUGGAAGCGAUUCAGAUCAGUUCCCCUAUGGUGCUAUAAUUUGAAAAGUUUUACCACCCAUCGGCCACUCCUUAUAAAAGGUGGUGUAAAAACGGGCUGGUGACGUGCAGGAGGUGUCGGCCUCUUUUUCAUGCCACUACCAGGAUGUGACCACAUGUUCCCACCGGAACUGAAACAAUAAAACGCUGUGCCCGUGUCCUGACGUUACGACAUUGGUAACGGAAGUGAAAAGAAUACAAAAAAAAGCAAAUACAAAACAAUUUGUGGUGAAAUUUAUAUUUUGUUAAAUAAACCGGAAUACCAACCGUGCGUUCCUCAAUGAUACUGCGCUUCCUACGUCCUGAGCAUGAACACUUCGCCAACAGUCCGGCACCUUCACCACGACGCUGUUCAAAGCUUCGCUGCUGGGAAUGUGCGAUACUGAACGAUGUCCCAGCCGGGAAACCAAUCCCUUUCGGUCAACAGUUUACCAACCAAGGAUGCACGCCACGAGCCAUUCCAAUUUGCCGUGCGUUGAUAUGAUAAUGCGUAUUAUCCUUCACCCCAGUCAGGAUUAUCCAGCACGCACCGGGCCGGCUGCCAUCACCCGGCGCGUAUAGUGGACGAAAAACGAAAAACCCUUGAAAAAGAAAGAUUGUAAUAAAUCACACAACAAACGCAGAACGGCCUCUAGCUUGGUACGCAAAAACAACGGCACGUCAUCCCAUCCAAGAUGGAAUCGGUGCUGACCCGCUUCAAUCUCACGCUCGACAAUAUGACAACGUUAAGCUCCAACAUACGGCAGGGGCUUAUCGAGCAGUACAGCAACAACCGGAAGGUGGCCGACCCCUGGUAUCACAUCCUGAUCGUCAUGUACGGCACGCUGAUCGUGUUCGGUGCCACCGGGAACAGUCUGGUGGUGUUGGCCGUCGCCCGGAAACCGCAGAUGCGUACGGCUCGCAACAUGUUCAUCGUAAAUUUGGCCGUUUCCGAUCUCCUACUGUGCCUCGUGACGAUGCCACUGACACUGGUGGAAAUUCUCACCAAAUACUGGCCGAUGGGCCGGUUACCGUUUCUGUGCAAAUCCAUCGGCACACUGCAGGCCACGAGCAUCUUCGUGUCGACCAUCUCCAUCACCGCCAUUGCAUUAGAUAGGUAUCAAGUAAUUGUAUAUCCAACGCGUGAUAGCCUCCAGCUAAUGGGUGCCAUCGCCAUCCUCACCGGUAUCUGGAUCAUCUCGAUAGUGCUGGCGUCGCCGAUGUUCAUCACACGACAGCUGAUCCACUACGACGUCAAUCUUCCCAGCCUCGGCAUAGAGUACGUGUCGUACUGCAUCGAAGACUGGCCGAUCGCGUACGGCCGCGUCUACUAUUCGGCGUUCACCCUCUGCGUACAGUACGUGCUGCCUAUUCUCAUAGUGUCGGUAGCGUACCUUCGAAUCUACCUGAAGCUAAAGCACCGGCUGGUGGUCGGUACAGCGUCCAGCACGAGCGGGAAGCCCGGUGAAGCGAAACCAGUCCGCGAGCGGGAACGUGGCCGCAGGAUGCAACGCACCAACUAUCUGCUGAUCAGCAUCGCGCUCAUCUUUGGCGUUUCGUGGCUACCGCUAAACCUGUUCAACCUGUUCGCCGAUCUGUACGUCCAUUCCAUCACGCAGGACAUUAUGGUGGCGUACGCGAUCUGUCAUAUGGCCGGCAUGAGUUCGGCCUGCUCGAACCCGCUGCUGUACGGCUGGUUGAAUGACAAUUUUCGGAAAGAGUUCAACGAGCUACUGUGCCGGACGGCGUCGGGCGGCCGCUCGACCGGAUCGGGCGGCCACUCGAACGGAAGCCGAGCGAACGGUGCAGCUGCCACGGCCGGACGAACGAGAGGCGCUCGAACUGCGACCGGUGACGGUGCGCUCGCCGACGAUCGAACGCUGCCGGAAGUAACGCAGGUGCGCGAUCGCCAUGCAGCGGCACUGCUGCACGAAUCAGGCAUCACCGAGAACGGUGACCAUACUGAGCUGACCGAGCUGAUGUCCUGAUCCUGACCCCCGACACUGACCACCGGUGGGCCGUAGCGGGUGCCCGUAACGCCGCGGAGCACCCUCCGAGCCAUUGGAUCAAUCAGUCCGAAGUACUAACAGACAACGACGAGGAGGAGCAACAGAAGCUGUGCGCAUCGAACGACAACCAGGAGCAGGAGCGUCUCUGUGCCGGCGUGAAUGAAUGCUGAAGCCGAACGCGCCUAACGUUAUGCAGCCCGCACUGCUGCCCACCCAAUCAACGGUCCCCAUUCAAAUGUGCCUGCCGUGCCGCACCAGCAGCAGCACAAGUAGAGCAGCUAACGUAGAGGAGAACGGAGUUUUCCGCUACUGGCGCCACUUUCCCGAUCGCUACCACAACUGGCGGCGGAGAAAAUCUUGAGCCCUUACCGAUGCGUUUCGAUGCUAAUCAAUCGGCAACCGCUUCAACCAUACACGUGCCAUCGUAGCACGGGACAGCCUGAUUGAUUCCAGCGAAACGCAUCACUCCAAGGCCAGGUCACAGGAUAGCGGGGGGCUUUUGGAAACUGGCUCUACUUGUUGCUGCCCUCGUCAGCGAAUCGACAUGCACGCCGUUAUCAUCAAUAUGGUUGUCAUCUUGGCCUGCAAAACGCACUACACCGAUCGCUAAAUUGCUGUUGCAAAUUUUACAGCCUUUUCGAUGCCAUGCUUCGGGAUGCCACACAGCCGAGUGUACUGUGAGAGGAUUGUGCGACGAAACAACUUUUGUACAUAUAGCGAUUAAAAAGUCGAACGUGAUAUCGAUAGUAAGCUCCGCACAUAGGUUCAGUGAAAAUCGGGUCAUAGUCAUCGUUAGGGUCGGCUGAGCGAAACAGUUUUGUACAGUGUAGUCAAUGUAGGGUGUGUGUGUGUGUGCGUACCGCGAAGUUUGUACUUGGUUGGGCUAUCGUUAAAUAAAUCAGAGGAUAAAGUAUUUUGUAUGAGGUAAGAGGCUUCUAGCUCCCGCGCCGGUUCACAAGCCCACAAGGCCCGGUUGCCAAUGGAGCAUGUUUCAACAAAUAUAGAUAUUCGAGGAUUUCGUUAUGGAUUCAUUUUAAGAACGCUAAACACCUUAUCGAA